AUGGAGAUUAGCAUAGGAAAUACAUUUGGAUACCAGGCAAACUCCACUUUGAGAGACUCUAUGGCUGUGAUUAGUAACACACUGAUAAGCUCACUACUUAAUGACUUCAGGGGAUAUACUGUUCAGGAGCAAAUGCUAAGGCAGCAGCUAUACGGUCGUAAUGCCAUCAGCGUUGAGGUCAAAUCAUACUUCUACCUUCUAGUAACAGAAGUCCUGAACCCUUUCUACAUCUUCCAAAUUGCCUCCAUUGCCCUGUGGUCCUUUGACAAUUACAUCCUCUAUGCUACGUGCAUUUUCCUUGUUUCAUGCCUUUCUGUUGCGGUUUCGCUUUAUGAGACUCGCAAGCAAAGUCAGUCACUGCAUGAUAUGGUUGAGGCGUCAAAUACCAAUACUGCAACAGUGCUAAGAUCUACAGCAGAGAAAACCACAGUUGAAGUAGAAGUCAACACAACAGACUUGGUUCCUGGUGAUGUGUUGGUCAUUCCUGGAACAGGUUGUCUUAUGGCGUGUGAUGCUGUACUCAUCUCUGGCAAUGCAAUCGUCAAUGAGAGCAUGCUGACAGGUGAAAGUGUCCCUGUGACCAAGACGCCUGUGACAUCAUCUGAAGGGAACGAGACCUACUCAGCGGAGAAGCACAAACGACACACCUUGUUCUGUGGGACAGCGGUCAUCCAAACCAGAUACUAUGGCAAUGCACAGGUUUUAGCUGUGGUUGUGCGGACAGGAUUCAGCACAGCGAAAGGGGAGUUGGUGCGCUCUAUACUUUAUCCACGACCUCUGGAUUUCAAGUUCUACAAAGACUCCAUGAAGUUUAUUCUCUUUAUGUUUGCAAUUGCUUCUCUUGGCAUGUCGUAUUCUAUAUAUAUUUACAUUAUGCACCAGGAAACCAUUUUGAAGACUGUGGUUCGUACUUUGGACAUUGUGACCAUUGUUGUACCCCCGGCCCUCCCUGCAGCUAUGACAGUUGGAACAUACUAUGCUCAGAGUAGAUUGAAGAAAAGAGGAAUAUUUUGCAUAUCGCCUCCAAGGAUUAAUGUCUCAGGGAAACUCAAACUGGUCUGCUUUGAUAAGACGGGAACCUUAACUGAGGAUGGGCUGGAGGUCUGGGGUGUGGUCGAAGCAAAAGGAGAACACCUGAGCACCCCAGUUAUGGAUGUGUCAACGCUCGAUCACACGUCACAAUUGGUGGCUUGCCUUGCAACAUGCCACUCCCUCACCUAUGUCCAUGGGGAGCUUACUGGUGAUCCCCUUGAUGUGAAGAUGUUUGAGGCAACCAAAUGGGAGCUGGAGGAACCUGAGGAAGAUGACACCCAGCGAUUCGAUAACCUCAUUCCCACUCUUGUUCGUCCCCCCAAAUGUCCAGUCCACCACUCUACCCCUGGCCCACAUCCCUAUUCCUCCUCCUCUUCUUCUUCUCUCCUUCCUGCUCCUACAUCUCCCUCGACCUCCUCCUCCUCCUCCAUCUUCACUCUCUCCCUCUCCCCCUGUUCCUCCCUCUCCUCCACCUCCAUCUCCCUCCAUUCCUUGCACCAACACUCAGCUCACUGAAUCUGAAGUCACUGCUUCUGCGUGUUGUGAGACCACCUGCACUUCUGUCGUUCCGCACACUGCCGUUAGCCAUGGGUGUGGCACUAAUUUUGUUCCGCAAGGUGUCAGCUUGAUAGAACAGGUGAUUUGGGCUGUUUCUGGUUUAAGGGUGUUUUUAUAAUUUUUUUGAUUUAGAAUUUGUGUUGUUUGUAUAUGAACUGAAUGUAUUUGUCUGGUGUAUA
Messenger RNA from Penaeus vannamei (Pacific white shrimp), 1769 nucleotides. Lineage: Eukaryota; Metazoa; Arthropoda; Malacostraca; Decapoda; Penaeidae. The record is from RefSeq and is a predicted model, not a curated record.